Molecule: messenger RNA, 1038 nt
Organism: Dreissena polymorpha
Lineage: Eukaryota; Metazoa; Mollusca; Bivalvia; Myida; Dreissenidae
Exons: 2
Coding region: 179-973 (264 amino acids)
Molecular function (GO): protein binding
Source: RefSeq, a predicted model, not a curated record
GGUCUAAACUGAAGAGGUCGCCAUGCCGAAGGAUCUUCUGUUACCAUUCUGCGUUGAUAAGGCAUAUAUAGAUGUACCGUAAUUGACACAUACACUAUUGUUAAGAUAAAGUUCAACAAUAGAUUGUUGCUUUUUCACACGUUGUCAAUAAAUCACUUGGUGUACAUCAGUUUUAAAAAUGCACUUCACUUGGGUUGUAUUCAUCGUCAACAUUCAUGUACUUCAAGCUGUUAAAGACAGAUCUAAUGACGAUUGUGCAAUGCGACUGAAGGAAACCGAAGAUGCUGUGAGGAAAAUGAAAGACACGAUAUCAUCAUUAAAUGAGACAGUGCAGGCCCUCCUAAGGUCGCAAGAAAGAACUAAACAGGAGCUGGAAAAUAAAUCAUUUUUAAAUGCGACAUUGCAGACCGUCCUGAAAUCCCAAGAAAGGACUACACAGGAGCUCACCGUUGAACGAAUGGCAAGGCCACAAAUGGAAAAGCAUUUUCUGAAAAAACAGGGGCUUAGUACCCGACAGAGUUGUGAGGAAACAGAGGUCGCGUUCUUCGCAUUUAUCGGAAGCCAACAACAUCUCAGCGCGGGCCAGAUCGCCGUGUUUGACCAAGUCACCACGAAUAUUGACACCACGGGUUCGAUCGGUGGAUACAGUGCGUCUACCGGCGUAUUCACGGCACCAGUAGACGGUCUUUACGUCAUUUCCGCCACGUUGAUGGCCCACUAUAAUCACGCGGCGCAUUAUAAUAUAGUACACGAAAACAAACCAGUGGCCACCAUCUUAGUAGACGGAAGUAACCACAAUUGGGACUCGGCGUCCACCUCGGUGGCUCUUGUUCUGUCUAAGGGUGAAAGAGUCUCGGUGAAGCAGUUGGAAGUUGGCGACCAUGCGCUGCAAGGGUCUGCAGUUGCCGGUGAGUCAUCUUUCUCCGGAUUUCUUCUUCACCAACACCUAGGCGGACUAGCACCCAUUGGAUAGUCUACAUUAGGACAUUUUGAAAUGCUUCUGUUAAUUGGCAAGGGAUGAAAUGAAACACGAAUAUA